Messenger RNA from Aethalodelphis obliquidens (Pacific white-sided dolphin), 1349 nucleotides. It is a transcript of the gene CCDC42, whose product is annotated as coiled-coil domain containing 42. The transcript is spliced from 7 exons. The record is from RefSeq and is a predicted model, not a curated record. NCBI's taxonomy places the organism in Eukaryota, Metazoa, Chordata, Mammalia, Artiodactyla, Delphinidae. Bases 207 to 1157 code for a protein of 316 amino acids. Gene Ontology annotation, biological process: spermatid development.
AACCAGAUCUCCCAGCCGACACAUCCUGAGCUGCCUGCCGAUAGGCAGCCUCCAGCCAUCUUCCCUGAAUCUCUCAGACACCCACCCUCUGUGGGACCCUGAAAAGCAGGAGGAGGGGAGAAGCAAGCCCUGCCACCACCCCUGAGCUCCGCCACCCCCGUUUCACUGUGAAGGUUCGGCCGCUGGGCCAUUAGGUCACGGCCUCCAUGAGUCUGGGCACCAUGGAGGGGGAGGAUCUGGCCGAGUACUUCCGGUUGCAGUAUGGGCAAAGGCUGCUGCAGCUGCUGCAGAAGUUCCCCAGCACUGAGGACCACUCAGACUCCCCAUCCAUCCGGCUGCUGGAGAAGAAGAAAGAGGCCAAGCUCAUGCACCAUGCCAUGGAGCAGAAGAAGGAGAUAUUUCAGCGCAGAAUGGAAACCCUGAACCUGCGCUGGGAGGAGCUGGGAGUCAAGGAGGCCCAGCUGAAAGCCCACAUACAGAAGUUUGAGCAGUUCAUCCGGGAGAACGACCAGAAACGGAUCCGGGCCCUGAAGAAGGCCAACAAGGAGCGAGAACUCAAGAGGCAGUGCACGCAAGAGCUGACCAAGGCCAAGCAGGAGAUGGCGGCCCUGCGGCUGGAGCACCAGAGGCUGAGCGCCAAGCUGCAGGAAUACUCCAUCUUCAACAAGUACCUGGAGAAGGUGGUGGAGAACUCCGAGUUCGAAGAGAUCCACGAGGUGAUCGCGCGCUACAAGACGCUGGUGAGCAUGCACCAUGACCUCAUGCAGUCGGCGCAGGAGGGCCAGGAGAAGGUCGAGCACGCCAAGGCCCGGCUGGCGCGCUACAAGGAGGAGAAGGACGACGAGAUCCUGCAGCACAACAACGAGCUGGCGCGCCUGCAGAUGCGCUUCGACCGCGCCCGCAGCGACGUCAUCAUCUGGGAAUCUCGCUGGGCACACAUCCAGAACACCGCCGCCAAGAAGACCCUCUUGCUUGGCACCAUUAAGAUGGCAACGCUGAACCUCUUCCAGAUCGUGAGCAAGCAGCUGAAGGAGGCGAGCACCGUGUCCCUGGAGGACACGCACAAACAGCUGGACACGAUCCAGCAGUUUAUCCAGGACCUGUCAGACAUCUGGGCAGAGGUGAAGAAGAAGGAGCAACAGCAAGUCCGGGUUUAAGGAGCAGCCAUGGUUCCAGAAUGUUCUGAGACAGAGAAGGGAGAGAGAAAGUACCUGGUGACCUCGCCAUCCAGUCAGCCCAGUCCAGCCCUCUGGGACCGCUGUGCCUUUCGGAAAUCCCUGUUUAUCCCCCCAGGCCGCAGCCCGUCCCAUCCCUGAAAACAUUAAAUUCUAUUAGAAGUUUGUUCCUAA